AUGGAAGCAAACUCUACUUCAUCAACUAAUGCUACUGCAAAGAAUGCUAGACUGCGGAGAAAACUAAUAUUAGCUCAUAGGAGACGCAUGCGUAAAAAUUUGACCGGGAAACCACAAACUGUCGUGGUACACCCAGUUUCAUCCCCCAUGCAUAACCAAAGUCGUUCACAUGGGUGUGGUAGUUCAAUGGGUUCAACACAAUUAUCAUUUGAAGAACAUUCUUUUACUGAUGGCAUUGGAACAUCUGGGCAAUCUUCAAAUGCUGCUUCAGUUGCUAGAAAAAGGAGGAGAGACAUAUUGUCCAACAGGACCAAUGUUUCUAAUCACCCAAAUAAAGAAAAUUUCCCGAUCAGCAAACAAGCUGUUGUAAGAUCCACUCAAACACCAACAUCAUCUCACCGGCUCCCUCUUUCUGCCAACCUGUCUAACCAUAUUAACACUGCACCCUCCGAUACACAUUUACACCGACAAUUGCCGCCAAAAAGGAGGAGAACAAUUCCCACUGCUGGCAAUAACCUGUUGGCAACUUUUAACCAAACCAUUCCCCAUACUACCAACAUUCACCAUGCUUCUACUUCCAAUGCAUGCAACAACACACUCAAUGUAACACGGCGCUCUGACCGAGCGACUAAUUUCACAGAUGAUUCAGAAUCUAACUCCGAAGAUGACGUGAACUUGGGAUAUUCUUCUUCUGAUGAUGAUCAAAGCAUUCCCAAUGAUGACCAUGUAGACUCACUUUUAGAACAAUAUUCAGACAUAGGAGAUCGAGUUUGGGACUGCCCAUUUUGUCAUGCCUCCAUGUGGUAUCAGGAACGCAAAGACAAAUCAAGGCAUACAACUGUUCCUAAGUUCCACCGGUGUUGUAGGAGCGGAAAAGUUGUACUGCCCUUACUUCAACAGCCCCCACAACUGCUGCAGCAUCUUUUGCAUAGUGGAACAAGUCCAGAGAGUAAAAACUACCAGAGCAACCUUCGCACUUACAACGCCAUGUUUUCAUUUACGUCUCCUGGUAUGAAAUUUGACAACAGCGUUGCUGACGGAGGAGGACCACCUACUUUACGCCUGCACGGUCAAACAUGUCAUCGGAUUGGGACGUUGAUGCCAGAUGCUGGAAAUGAUCCCCAAUAUGCUCAACUAUAUAUUUUUGACACCGAUAACGAAGUCACUAACAGAAUGAAAUGUUUCAAGGACAAUGAUGCUCUCAGCAGGGAUAUUGUUCGUGAUUUAAAGGAUAUGUUGGACGAAUUCAAUCCCCAUGCAAAGGCAUUUCGAAUGGCAAGAGAUCUUUUGAGAGGAAAUGCAUUCUUAGACUUGAAGAUACGAUUGAUCAGUGACAGGGCUGAAGAUGGUCGUGUGUACAAUACGCCAACUGUGUCAGAAGUGGCUGCUCUGAUUGUUGGAGAUAUCGAUCCUACAACACCGAGAGACAUCAUCAUCCAUGCACGCGAUGGCCAUUUGCAACAAAUAACUGAAUUUCAUCCUGCCUACUUAGCCUACCAAUACCCUCUCAUUUUUGUUUAUGGUGAGGAUGGAUAUAGGAAAAAUAUACUGCACAGGUAUGAGCAUGAGUCUGAGGUUACUAGGAAAAAUCGUCAAUCCAUCAAAGAUUGGUUGUGUUUCCGGUUGCAGGAACGUAAAUCAGAGGCAAUGACGUUGCUUCACUCAAGACGGCUUUUUCAACAAUUUUUGGUUGAUGGAUUUGCUAUGAUGGAGUCUGAACGUCUCAAUUGGUUGAGGACCAACCAAUCCAAGUUACGAGUUGGAAAGUAUAAUCAAUUGAACGAUCAAACCAAUGGCACUCAGCAGAAUUCAGCACCAAAGCGAGGAAAAAGGGUGGUUUUGCCAUCCACUUUUGUUGGAAGCAAGAGGUACAUGGAUCAGUUAUAUUUUGAUGGAAUGGCCAUUUCAAGUCAAUUAGGAUUCCCAGAUUUGUUUGUUACGUUUACUUGCAAUCCUGCUUGGCCAGAAAUAGAACGCGCUUUGGCGGGCACUGACUUAAAGCCACAUGAUAGACCUGAUCUCAUAACCAAAGUAUUCAAAAUCAAGUUUGACGAGCUCAUGACUGAUAUAACGAAACGCCACGUGCUUGGCAAGGUUAUUGCAUGGAUGUACACAAUUGAGUUUCAGAAACGAGGAUUGCCACAUGCUCACAUAUUGAUUUUUUUACACCCUCAGAAUAAAUAUCCAACACCGGCUGAUAUAGAUAAAAUCAUAUCUGCAGAAAUUCCUGACCCAGAGGUACAUCCAACACUGUACAAAUUGGUUUCGGCCCACAUGAUCCACGGCCCUUGCGGUGCAGCGCGGAUGAAUUCACCGUGCAUGAAAAACCGAAAAUGCUCGAAAUUCUUCCCGAAGCGUUUCCAAGAAGAUACGAUUGUUGAUGCAGAUGGCUAUCCCCUAUACAGAAGACGCGCUAAUUCCCAUGUCAUCCAAAAAAAUGGUUUCUCUUUUGACAAUCGACAUGUCGUUCCUUACAAUACAAGAUUCCUAUUGAAAUAUCAUGCACAUAUUAACAUGGAGUGGUGUAACCAAAUUACAUCAAUCAAAUAUCUAUUCAAAUAUAUUCACAAGGGAUUUGAUAGAAUCGGUGCAACAAUUUCAACUUCUAACAACGAUUCGGGAACCGAUAGAGAGCCUGUGGAUGAAAUUAAACAGUAUCUGGAUUGUAGAUAUGUCUCCCCGAGUGAGGCGUGUUGGAGGAUUUACUCCUACAACAUCCAUGGCAGGAAACCGGCGGUCGAACGUAUGUAUUAUCAUUUAGUAGGUGAGCAAGCAGUUUACUACCCGGAUCAUGCGAGAAUGGAAAAUAUUUUGGAAAAAGCAAGUGUGACGGAGUCUAUGUUUACUGCUUGGUUUGUUGCUAACGCGAAAUAUGAGGAGGCAAGGUCACUGACAUAUGGACAGUUUGUCACUAAGUUUGUUUAUGAGAAAAAGAGCAGAACAUGGAAACCGCGGAAAAAGGGCUUCACCAUUGGUCGUUUAAUUUGGGUUCCCCCAACCACUGGAGAGUUGUUUUACUUGCGACUGAUGUUGACUGUGGUUAAGGGACCCUUAACUUUUGAAGAAAUUCGCAAAGUUGGUGGGACCCAGUUAGAUACUUUCAGGGAUGCCUGCUUUGCCAUGGGAUUCCUAGAAGAUGACCGGGAAUACAUUGGGGCAAUACGCGAGGCGAGCGAAUGGGGGUCGGGGCAUUUUCUCCGCAAGCUUUUUGUAGUAAUGCUUUUGUCUUCUGCUGUUAAUAGGCCUGGUCAUCUUUGGGAUGAGACAUGGAGUCUACUAUCUGAUGGUCUGCUGCAUCAGCAGAGACAGCUAGCUCACAAUGCAGAUUUGGUUCUAACAGAGGAGGAGUUGAAGAAUUUGACAUUAACGGAAAUUGAAAAGAUACUACAAGCAAAUCGAAGAAGCCUCACUGACUUUAAACCAAUUCCAUAUCCUGAUGGAUACGUUCUACAACAAUUAGGGAAUAGGCUGAUUUAUGAUGAACGGAGUUAUGAUGUGCCUACAAUGAGAACUCAAUUUACGUCACUUUUCAAUGCUCUGACAGGUGAGCAAAGGUCAAUAUUUGAUAAAAUUAUGGCGUCUGUUCGAGAUCAAAAGGGUGCUGUGUACUUCCUACAUGGUUACGGUGGAACCGGUAAAACUUACAUGUGGCGAACACUAGCAAGUGCAUUGAGGUCCAAACAUGACAUAUGUCUUACCGUGGCAACGAGUGGUAUAGCUUCUUUAUUAUUGCCCGGUGGUAGAACGGCACAUUCUAAAUUCAAGAUACCUGUCCCAACCAUGGAGAAUUCAACAUGCAAGAUUGACUAUAAUGACGACGUAGCAGAGCUAUUACGACAAACAAAGCUUAUUAUCUGGGAUGAAGCACCAAUGGCACACAAACACGCUUUUGAAGCACUCGAUCGAACUUUGAAGGACGUAAUGUCUAAGUACGGUAAUUCAGAGGAAAUCUUUGGUGGAAAGGUUGUUGUGUUCGGAGGUGAUUUUAGACAGAUUUUGCCCGUUGUUCCUAGAGGUAGUCGUUCUGAUAUCGUACAUUCUGCCAUAAAUGCUUCUUACAUAUGGCGUUCUGUCGAAGUUUUAACUUUAACACAUAACAUGCGGCUGCAAUCCGGGCCAAAUGAAGCUGAAAAACAGGAAAUUGCUGACUUCUCAAAGUGGCUGUUGCAAAUUGGUGAAGGCAAACUUUCUGAGCCAAAUGAUGGCUUCGCCGACAUUCAAAUGCCACCAGAACUGUUGAUCACUGAUUACACAGACCCAAUCGUCGCCAUCGUUAAUAGUACUUAUCCUGAUUUUAGCUCAAAUUACCUGUCUAACGACUACCUCAAAAGUAAGGCGAUACUUGCUUCUACGUUGGAAGUUGUUGAUAAAAUCAACAAUCACGUCCUUGAUCUGAUGCCAGGGGAUACCAAGGAUUACUACAGCUCAAACACUGUCGACAGAUCUGAAAUUCACGACACCAACGUAGUGGAUAUACUCACACCCGAGUUUCUCAGUUCGCUAACUACUUCAGGGUUACCUAACCACCUAAUUAGAUUGAAGGUAGGAACACCUGUUAUGCUUAUGCGUAACAUAGAUCAGUCGGAGGGUCUGUGCAACGGAACAAGGGUAAUGAUAACUAAGAUGGGAAACCAUGUCAUCGAGGCGAAAAUAAUGGCUGGAAAAGGUUGUGGAAACUUGGUUUACAUCCCUCGAAUGGAUAUGUCUCCCUCGCAGUCUCCUUGGCCCUUCAAACUCAAACGGCGUCAAUUUCCAAUAAUUGUCUCAUAUGCGAUGACGAUCAAUAAAUCUCAAGGACAAUCUCUGGACACAGUAGGACUUUAUUUGCCAAGAGACGUGUUUACUCAUGGCCAAAUCUAUGUGGCACUGUCAAGGGUAACGACGAAGCAAGGAAUCAAAAUUUUGAUAUACGACGAAAGCGACAAAUCGAAGUCUACUACUACAAAUGUUGUGUAUAAAGAGACUAGGUGUUUAUUGUGCCACGGGAUAACAAUGACAGGAAUUCCCCAGCCAUGCAAAAGAGGAACCAAAAAUCGCCUCGAUGACAGCAAGUCUGCAGAUGUAUUUUCACCUUUCAAUGACUUGUCUGUGUAA
Messenger RNA from Vicia villosa (hairy vetch), 5094 nucleotides. RefSeq lists its product as uncharacterized. The transcript is spliced from 8 exons. Gene Ontology annotation, molecular function: DNA helicase activity. The coding region runs from base 1 to 5094 and encodes 1697 amino acids. NCBI's taxonomy places the organism in Eukaryota, Viridiplantae, Streptophyta, Magnoliopsida, Fabales, Fabaceae. The record is from RefSeq and is a predicted model, not a curated record. Gene Ontology annotation, biological process: telomere maintenance; DNA repair.